Pseudozyma hubeiensis SY62 is the source of this 684-nucleotide messenger RNA. Its product is annotated as fumarylacetoacetate hydrolase. The transcript has 2 exons. The record is from RefSeq and is a predicted model, not a curated record. Gene Ontology annotation, molecular function: acetylpyruvate hydrolase activity. Lineage: Eukaryota; Fungi; Basidiomycota; Ustilaginomycetes; Ustilaginales; Ustilaginaceae. Bases 1 to 684 code for a protein of 227 amino acids. Gene Ontology annotation, cellular component: mitochondrion.
AUGGCCUCCUCAUUCCUGACACGGGGAAAGAAGAUCGUGGCGAUCGGUCGCAACUACGCGGCUCACGCCAAAGAGCUCAACAACGCGGUUCCCACCGAACCCUUCUUCUUCCUCAAACCCACCACCUCUUACAUCUCCAACAACGGAACCGUCGAAAUCCCUCGCAACAUUGUCGCGCACUACGAAGUCGAACUCGGCGUCGUCAUCGGCAGCCCUCGCGUCCGCGACGUUUCCGCCGCCGAAGCAAUGAAGCACGUCGCCGGCUACACGCUCUCCAUCGACAUGACCGCACGCAACCUCCAGGACAAGGUGAAAUCCAAAGGUCUCCCCUGGUCUUCCGCAAAAGGCUUCGACACCUUCACCCCGACCUCUGGAUUCAUCGACAAGUCUCGCGUCAGAGACCCUUCCAAACUCAAACUUUGGCUCAAAAUCAACGAUCAAAUCAAGCAGAACGGCACUACGGGGGACAUGAUCUUCGGAAUCCCGGAGUUGAUCGAGCACGUUUCGUCGAUCAUGACGCUCGAGGAAGGCGAUCUGCUCUUGACGGGUACACCGCAGGGUGUAGGCGAGGUCAAGGAUGGUGAUGUCAUGCAUUGCGGGCUGGAGGAUCAGUCGGGAAACCUGCUCGAACAGCUCAAGAUCAAUGUGGCCAACCGCGUCGGCGGAUACGAGUUCAAGCCCUAA